This is a messenger RNA of Pangasianodon hypophthalmus (striped catfish), 7866 nucleotides long. RefSeq names its product oxygen-regulated protein 1 (gene rp1). Gene Ontology annotation, biological process: axoneme assembly; photoreceptor cell development; intracellular signal transduction. The transcript has 3 exons. The coding region runs from base 3 to 6212 and encodes 2069 amino acids. Lineage: Eukaryota; Metazoa; Chordata; Actinopteri; Siluriformes; Pangasiidae. The record is from RefSeq and is a predicted model, not a curated record. Gene Ontology annotation, cellular component: axoneme.
CCAUGAAUACCACUCCCCAUCAUGACCCACAACAUCCAGAUGUUUUCUUGGGGAGCACUCAGACUCCACCCUCCAGACCCCUACUUGCAUCCAAAGACUCAAAGAGAGUUUGUUUUUACAAGAGUGGAGACCCGCAGUUUUCUGGACACUGGGUAGUCAUCAACAGUCGUACGUUCAAGACUUUUGAUGCCCUGCUGGACGCCCUUUCAAACAAAGUGCCUCUACCAUUUGGGGUACGCACCAUCACAACACCCAAAGGUACACACACUAUCCGGAGCUUAGAUGAUCUGCGGCAUGGGGCCUCUUAUGUGUGCUCAGAUCAAAGAAAGGUCAAACCCCUGAACCUGGACGAGAUCAACCGGAGACAUGUCCCCUGGAACAGCACCAGACCUACUAGUGCAGGACGUCAGGGACGCAGAGGACUGAUCCGGCAGCUAGUAAAGAAGAAUGAAGUGGGCUGGAUGGCAAAAAUGGCUGAAAGUUCUGUGACAGUGAGGACACCAAAAAGGCUUGUGGUUUUUAAGAACAGGGAUCCCAGCACUAAGCGCAUAGUUGUUUUGCAGAGGAGGACAGCUCCGACUUUUGAGGCUCUCUUGGAAUACCUUUCCCAAGUGAUGCAGUUCUCUGUGGUUAAGCUAUACACUGCCGAUGGCAGACGCGUUGAAGGUCUUCCGGCCCUGAUCCUGUGCUCUGGUGUCAUUGUAGCAGCUGGUAAUGAACCCUUUCAGCUGGCUAACUUCAAUCUCCAAGCAUCCACUCAACCCUCACACUCAGUCAUAUCUGAAACUACGGGGCCAACAAAGACACAGCCAUUGCCACAAGUUCAACAAAAAUCAGUGAGCAGUAGACCAAGAUCAAGAAAUUUCUCAUUAUCAUCAGAAAGAUAUUUUGUAAAUCAGAUCAAUAUGUCACUAAAUGGAAGUCACUCAGAGGACAAUGAAGUGAAAAUAGGAUCGAUGGUGAGUGUGAACAACCAAGCCCUAGAAUCAGAAGAGAUGGAGAAAUGUGACUUCAUGUCUGGUAUAGAGGAACAGGAUCGCUUAAUUAUACCUUCAGAUGAUGAGAUUGAGAAAUCAUUUCGUGUGAAUCAGGAUGGCAGCAUGACUGUGGAGAUGAAAGUUCAUCUCACUAUAAAGCAAGAGGAGAUGAUUCACUGGACCACCACAGUGAGUCGAACCUGCGUUAAUAGCCAGGACAUGGCAGCAUUCUCGCAACCAGUCUCAAGCUACAACUCCCCAGAUAAUAAAGACAAUAAUAACAGAAAAAGAGAGUCAAAUAUAGACAACUAUGAAUCUAAAGAUGAGAAUACAAAAACUUAUAAACCAAUCAACUUAAAUAAGGAGGGAGACAAUCACUGUGGAAAUACCAUCACUGAGGCCUUGGAAAAACCAAAACCGCGUUUCAGGAGGCUGCCUACUCCAGGACCUAGGCGUGUCAGAAGGAAGGAGACUUCAAUGGAGAAUAUAAAGAGGCUAUCACAAACUGAGGUUCAGGAAAGCACAGCUGGUACAUACUCAUAUGUGGAGCACACAGCUGAAGGUGAGCUACUGGAAGGGUACUGUGUUGUCAGUCAUAGCAGCUCUAGCAGUACAAGACCUGUACCAAAACCCAGGAAGAAAAAUUUGGGAGAAUCCAAGCACAAUAAGACUCACUCCUCUCUCUCAGGGAUGGCAGAGGUUCUUCAACUGCACAACAAAGGAAAAGAGAUUACAGAAACUGUAAUGCAUAUUCAUCAGUCACAGGAUACAUAUGAAAACUAUUUUGCAAAAACCUGGGCUGAUAAGGAUGACAGGUUUGAAUUUAUGUCUCAAGAACACAAAAAGCCAGACUCAACUGAAUCAGGGCCUCAAUCUUCAAGCAAUGGCUGUGACACUGAUCUUACCAAACCGUCUGCAAGUUCUGGUUCUGGGAAUGCUAGGAACAAAGAACUCUUAUCUUUGCUGUCUGGCCAAACAGACCUUUCACAAACAAUAAGCAGCAGUGCAUCCUCCUUCACCAACUAUGAAACUCAAGCUAGAUGUGAACCCUCAGACAAAGGAGUGGAGACAUCCACUAAAGAGGACUCUGAAAAUAAAAGAGUUCCAAGUAAGAAGACAAAAAAGGCACAAAAAUCUGGAAGGUCAAACAAACGUGUGUUUUUGCAAAGCACUGUGACAGAUAAAAAGCAGAAAGGUAGUGUUCCAGACUUUUUAAAAGACCUAAAGAACAGCGAUUCUCCAGAAUCACAGAGCUGUACAGAAAGUGACAAAUACGGGCAAAAGGUUAAAAAGAGAAAGGAAGGUCGGUCACCUCAGAAGGUAAACGCAUGUCAUGGUAACAUGUUGAGGGACACAUCUCAAUAUAUAAACUUAGGUCAUACUCACAUGUUAAGGCCUCACAUGAAAGAAAAAUUAGACAUUAUCCCAUCGUCUCAUUCAGCACCUUUCAAGAUUUUGACAAAGCAAAGGUCUGUGAAUGGCAGUGUAACAAAAUCUCCUAAAGAGAGCAAGGAGUUGAGUGAAAGUAUUUCUAUGCCAGUGCUCAAUUCAUCUCCCUGUAACGUGCACCAAUAUGUGGAAAACUGGCUGGAAAAAAUUCACCCUGAAUCAGUGCCCUAUAUGGAUGAGUUAAACUCACAUGAAGCUAGAGCUAGGUUCCAGAUUGAAAGUGAGUUCUCAGACAUUUCAGAAAUGAGAAGCGAAUUAGACAACAGUUUGGUGGAGAACUGUGCCUCUGUUGCAGGCUCUACUGUCAAGAAGCCAGUGUCUCGACUUGUACAAAUUAGGUAUGAGGGAGAACCUGUGGAGGCAAAGAACCCUAGAAGAUCCUGGAAAUCAAUGCCAAGUGUGAGAAUACACGCUGCUGAACAGGAGAUUGGCACAAGAAAGAAUAAGUCUUCAGAGGACUUGGUUCCCAAAUUGCCAGAUGCAGGGGGUGAAACAUCACCAAACACACAGUUGAACCCUAGGUCAGGUAUGAAACAAGUUUUGGAGCAGUUAUGUUUAUCUAUCCAGUUUAUCAGAAAAGCCUGUAGUCAUUCUCAUCUAUCAUCCUUGAAGAAGAAGCAGAAAUCCAGUAGCCUUCCUGACUUCUCAUCACAGUUAGCCUCUGUUUUUGGCUCUCCAUCUGAGGCACUUCUCUCCUUCCUGACACUGAUGACUCUGAGAGAUGGAAUAGCCAACUCUGCCAAUGAAGUCUCAGAUUCUGCCAAUGCUAAUAACUCAGGCAGCAAUCCAGAGGCUCUGCAGGUCAUGCAAUCCAUACAAAAAUUGGCCAGCAUAGAGGAUGAAGAAGAGCUUAAGGCUAGCCUGGCAAGUCUCCACAGUUCAACUUCUGCUCAGUUAAAGAAGAGCUGGAGAGAUUUCCAAGAGAAAAAUAAUAUCAAAGAAAGUCCUCCACUGUCACCAAGACAGUCAGAGCAAGAGUUUGCUCUUGAGGUCAACUCAGAAGAGGAAGCUCAAGAUAAAGGGCAUAUUUUUGGUAUCAGAGAGAUAAUGGAUGAGCUUAACAUGUGUGAGGAUCUCCGCAGAGAGAUUUCCUCACUUGUUAGGGGUGAUUUGACAAAUUUCAAUAAAGCAAGACCCACUAUGGAGCAUUUUGGUCAUGAAAACGAAACCACCAAUAUUGCUUGUGAGAACGAGGAUGCCACUAUGCAAGACGAUUUAUGGGGGUACUUGGAGGAAGAAAGAAGAUAUUUAGAGGAGAGGGAAAGUCAAUAUGAUUUUAUUACAAAUACUAAGCCUGCAGAUCUAGCCAAAGAAUCUGAAGAAUUACACCUACUCAAAUCAAUUUCCCAUAAGCCAGCACUUCUGAGUAAAGAGCCAGCUAUGGAAGAAUCGGACAUAAGGAAAAAUGUCCAAAUUGAGGAUAUGUCUAACCAAAAUGGACUAGUUGCAUAUAUAACUGAAAUUGUGGAUGAUGUCAAGACAAACCAGGAAAGGUAUGUAGAUAAUGAACCAAGCAAAGCAGAUCUAUGUGAGGAGAAACAGGAGAUGAUGGACAAUGUCCAAAUGAUUGAGGAAAAGUACACAGAGGUUGAGAUAAGCCAGGUUGAUGAGUUUCAGGUGCCAGAUAACAGUAUAACCAAUCUGGAAGACAAAGUGGAAUGGCAAGAAAAUGUAGGUUGUAUGCAAUCUGAAUCUGAACUGCUUUCUCCCACUUCAGAAAUAGAGGCAAAAGAUGUCAGAGAGGUGAUUGAUAACAUUGUCAGUAAAAUGGGAGAUUGUACAGAAGGAUGUGGCAUAAAUUCAAAGGAGGAAGACACCUACUCUGAAACCAGGGAAUAUCCUAAACAGCCAGAUAUAAUGUCAGUGGCUUCAGAAACAGAGACUGAAGAGGCACACCACCCAAAUAAUGGCACUAUCCAAACAGAAGAGAAGAAUGCAAUACACAAAGAGGCAUCCGACUUUAGUGUAGAUGAAGCUGAUCCACACAGUAAUGAUAAUAAUGGCCUAAAGGACGAUAUGACUAACAAUGACCGUGAAGAAACAAUGUGUAGCAUAUCAGAAUGUGAAAAUCCAGCUGCUGAACAAGACCAUUCUUCAGUGUCUGAUCAAGAGGAUGAACACUCUGACCACUACAAGUCAGCAACUUGCACAUGGCAAGAAUCAGAAAUUCAACAUGAGCUCCAGAAAUCAGAGGAGGAAAUUGUCACUGAGAAACAGACUGAUAAUGCUAGUGAGAAUGAUGAAGAAGCAGAUGAGGAUGAAGAUUUUGAUGCAGAACCAAUCUCUUCUCUCCAGCUUCAUCAAGAAGGUGAAUAUUCCGACCACUCAGAGUCUUAUAAAGGUCAGGAAGUGGUAGCUGAACUUGACCUCCAGACAUUGGAGGAGAAAAGUGUUGGUAAGAAUCCGACUCAUCCUGCUGAGGAGAAAGAUGAUGAAACAGAUGAACAUGAUGACAAGCAGAGCAAUGCUUUAGAUACUGACAAAGACUUAGAUACUCAGUCACACCACUGCUACUUGGAAGAUCCUUCAGUCAAAGACUUUCUGAGGAGGGAAUCAUGCAAAAGUGAGGAAAAACACAAAGCCCAGUCAGAGGAUUCUGCAGGAAUAGAAGAAGCAGAUGUGGAUCACGAUUGUCAUUGUGUGCAUCCUACGGUGUUCCCCCAGCAGCUGCUGGAUUUUGUCAACUUAGCACUGAUGUCCUCUGCUCUGAUUUUCACAUAUGAUUCAAAUGGCUGUCUACGAAUCGAGCCAGACAGAUGCAAAAACAGAGCAAUGGCUUUAUGUAAAAGCAAUGUAGACAAUCAGUAUGCUAGGAGAUGUCUUCCUAGCCCCAACACAUCUGACCUCUCUGAUUACAGGCCUGAUACAUCAGACAGUGGAGGAGACCUGUCCCAGGUUUCCACAGAUCUUUUAACCGAGGGUGGAGAGGAUGAGGCAGAGAGGCUGUUCAUUUACCAAGGCAACAUGAAGCAAAGCUCUGAGAACAUCAACAGAAAAGUUAAAACCCUGGAUAAUGGUUCAAAGAUACCUCAUCUUGACACAAAACAAAUAGCUAACCCUAAUUUAAAGAGGAUCAACAGUCUUAGCUCUUUUCCUGACUCCAUGGUUAACAAUACUAUGCAGGACCCGGUCUAUCACAACUCUUCAGACUCUAUUGGGAAUUCUGAGCUUGCACAGUGUCUAGCCUUUGAUGCAAAGGCUGACUCUGGGGAAGGAAUCCUGAUAGAUAAGGGCAGGUGGCUUCUUAAAGAAAAUCACCUCAUUCGUAAAUCUCCUCCUGUUCCAAUGGCAAUGUAUGAAAAUGUAGAUACAACAUCGGUUGACACAGGUCAAGAAAACACAAGUGAGGAAGCCCCCUACAUACCUUGUGGGAGAAAACAGUCCCCAAGAGCUGUCAUAUCCUCUUCUGAGCUGGAAGACAUGGCCAAGCCUUCCACACCCAAGUGUACAUACUUCAACAUGGCUCACAGUAGUGACUCUGACCCUUUCCUGGAUAACCAGAGCAUUACGAGUAACAAAGGAAGAGGUUUCACUCGAAAAAGCAAGGAAGUAUCACCACUAGGAGAAACAUCGAAAAUGUUGGCAAAGAAAAAUGGAAGCCUCCCCUCUUUUGCAUCUGUUGAGUUCAAACUGGCCGCUGGGAAAGUCCAUCCCGAGGACGGCAUGGCAUCUAGUGUGGUGGAGAAAUCUGCCAGAUCCCAGAGCUUAAGAUGCAACACAUCACAUGAAGAAGAGUCAGUAGAGGGUCUGAGUCUUAGAUGUGGACAGCAUUGCCCAAUACUGUAAACCGCAACUAUAUAUGUUAGUUGCCCCUCUACAUUAAGGAAAUGAAAUAUUGUGGGAGGAUUACUCUUUAAUCGUAAUAGAGUUUACCCCUCAACUUUGGUGCCUCUAUCAGUAAAAGUUAAUUGAUAGUACUGAUAGUAAAACUUGAAAGCAAUUCAAAAUACUGAGUGGGAUUUAGAAGGUUUUAGUCCUGACUGUUUCACCAAGCAUAUUGCACAACUGGUCAGACUUGAAAACCUAAACCUUUGUAAGUGCUAUUUGUCUUGUGGUUUUGGAGCAUAUUCAUCAUUUUUAAAAAGAAAGUUCAUAAUCAUUAAUAUAAUGUUUAAGUCAUCGAAGUUCAGAUGCAUUUUAAAUUGGCCAUAUGAAUAAAUGGGAAUGUGAUAGUAUUAACGUAAAUCUUGCCAUUAGACAUAAAAUAAAGGCGCACCAUGGAGCAAUGGGCUGCUAAAAUUUUUUUUUUUUGUACAGUGCAAUAACUUUGUUAUCUCUUUUGGUUUAUUAAGCUAAUCUUCCUGUUCCAAAGAGUUUUAGCUGGAUAAUGGCUUUUUAAAAUGAUAAUGACUUUAUUUAACAUGUUUAACAUGUACUGUAUAAGUGUCCCACGUCUUGACGAUUGUCAUUCAUUUGAAAAGUAAAGCCAUAUUUAUACAGUAGGUUCUUGAUGUAUGCAGAAAAACUUUCAAUGCCAGAAAUCACCUUGCAAUACCAAUCCAAAUUGUACUCCUGCAUUACACUGAAAACAUAUUUAAAAGAUAUCGUUUUGAUAUGCUGGACCUGAUAUUGAUUAGACUCAGUUGUUUUUUAUCUCUCCAUAAAGUAACUGAAUUGUGGUUUCAAAGUAAGUUUUUUUCUUUAAUUAUCAAAAGUAUAUUUAUUAUUCAGUUCUUACAGUUAUUAAUGCUAAUGGUUUAUUCUACACCUCAAUAACUGAAAAACAAGUCAGACCAUAAAUAAGUUCCUAAUGAGGACCUAAUGUGUUCUGUUUAUGGCUCCAAUAAAUAGCUAAAAUAUUAUUGUACACAUUGAAAUAAUGAAAGUAAUAUUUGAACAGUUGGAUUAUGUUCAUCAUCAUCAUCAUCAUAAUAAUAAUAAUACUGUGCUGAUGGGGUUCAUGGAAUUUAUUUUACUUUUAAAUGGAUUAUUAUUAUUAUUAUUAUUAUUAUUAUUAUUAUUAUUGCAGUUGCAGUACAAACCUUCUGUGCAAACCUGUUCACACUGAAUACAUAUAUAUUUUGAUUACAACCCUGGUCACCAUGCACCAUCUUGCACCAAUGGUAUGGAGUGCCAUGUCUGAACAAAAGGUACCAAUAAUUUGCAGUGCAGUGCAGAUGAAAGCCCUAGUAGCCAUGUUACUAAGAGAGGAAAGUGAAACAGUCAGCAGGUAAGCUGACUGCAGGGUGCAGGGAGGAGUGUAAACCUGAAGACGAGGUUGUGGAGGACUUUAAAUGUGAGCAGCAGGAUUUUGAAAUUAAUCCAAUAUUUCCAGAUAAUCACAACUAAGAAUCAUUUGCCAAAUGUAUGUUACUGUAUAUGUCAUAUACACAGAAUUUUGUUAUUCAUUUUUGUUUGGCAUUUACAGUGAUUCUGCUUUAGUUAUAGCUUAUUUUAAAAUCCAAAAAUAUCAGAGAAGGUCAUUUAUUCUUUAACAAAA